Messenger RNA from Mugil cephalus (flathead mullet), 2710 nucleotides. RefSeq names its product leucine-rich repeat and immunoglobulin-like domain-containing nogo receptor-interacting protein 1. Lineage: Eukaryota; Metazoa; Chordata; Actinopteri; Mugiliformes; Mugilidae. The record is from RefSeq and is a predicted model, not a curated record. Gene Ontology annotation, molecular function: protein binding. Bases 427 to 2256 code for a protein of 609 amino acids. The transcript has 3 exons.
AGCAUGCAUCGAGCACCCGUGCGUCCUCAGCCAGGUUGUUGUUGCCAUGAGGACAGCGGAGCAACAGGGGGACCGAGCUGCAGCAUCACGCUUCCUCCGGAGUUGAAAUUUUUAGAAUAAGAGGAUGGUGCUUUCUUGUUGUUGUUGUUGUUGUUUGUUCUCUCAAUUUGCUUGGGUGUGUUUUUAACAAAAUUUUUUAAGGUGGUGCGGACAGUGACGGAGGUGUUUCGUAGUAAAUCACCUAAAUGAAAUUAAAACAAACUAACGAACAACAACAACAAAAAAACACAUUUGCAUGUGAAAAUGGAGCUAUCACAAUGACAAGCCCCUCAGGCUGAAGAGAAGAGCUGCAGCCUUCAGCAUAACAGCGUCUGAGUGGAUCUGCCAAAACCGAGAGUGGCAUCACACUUGAAGGCAGGCCACCAGAUGUUUCAGGGGACUCUCGUCCACCAACGGCUGUGCUGGGGAGCUCUCUACCUGUUUGUAGCAGGGGUGGCGUUAACAUCUGAAACACUCCGGCUGUGUCCGCCGUCCUGCCGCUGUAACACCGUGCAGCUGGAGGUGAACUGCUCUGGCGGUCAGCUUACCGCCGUGCCCGAUGGUCUCCCCCAAGAAGCUAAACUACUAAACCUAACUCAUAAUACGAUCAAGAAUCUGGUGCACCGGCAGUUCCACACAUUAACAAAGCUGCUGAACUUGGAUUUAAGUGACAAUCUUCUGGUAUUAAUUGAAGUGGAAGCCUUCUUUGGCUUGCAGAGUCUGAUAAGUUUGCGCCUUUCCCGUAAUCACCUUAAGGUUAUUCCAGUGGGAGCCUUUGCUGGCUUGACAAGCCUGCAGUUUCUGGACAUAAGUGGCAACGAGAUUCUUGUUUUUCUAGACUUUACUUUCAACGAAUUAGCAGCCCUACAGUUUAUCAAAGCAGUGGACAAUGAUUUUGUUUUUAUCUCUCAUCAAACCUUCACUGGGCUUAACAGUCUGCAGGAGAUGCACCUUGGCGGCUGCAACCUCACCUCAGUGCCAACGGAGGCACUCGCACAGCUCAAAGUGCUGAGGAGCCUUCGUUUUCACCGACUGGGACUCACCACACUGCCAAACUACGCUUUCCGUCAUCAAGUGCAUCUAAAGGAGCUUGUCAUUUCUCAUUGCCCGUGGCUGGAGACCCUGUCAGGAAACAGCCUCUUUGGCCUGAAUCUCACAGCACUAACCAUUAAACACUGCAACCUGAGUGGAGUCCCCUACAUCCCUUUACAUCACCUGGUAUAUCUCAUAUACCUUGACCUUUCCUUUAACCCUAUCACCUACAUCCACGGGAACCUGCUUGGAGACCUGCUCCGGCUCCAAGACUUCCAUCUUGUCGGGGGAUCGUUGCUACGCAUUGAAACUGGAGCGUUCACGGGUUUGGCACAUUUCAAACUGCUCAACGUGUCCAGAAAUCUCCUGACCACACUGGAAGCAGGAGCUUUUCAUUCAGUGGACGCCCUGAAAACUCUGGGCCUUGAUAACAAUCCGCUGGCAUGCGACUGCCGUUUGCUUUGGGUGGUGCGAAGGCGACUGAACGUGGACUUUGGUGGACUUCCACCUACUUGCACUACCUCAGUCCAGCUCCAGGGCUGGAAUUUUCUAGACUUUUCUGAGGCCGAGCUCCCGGGUUUGCUCACCUGUCGGGAGCCUCGAAUUCUGAACCGCAAACCUCGGGAAGUGAGAGUAGAUCAGGGACACACGGUAGUGUUUCAUUGCAGUGCAGAAGGUGACCCUCUGCCAUCUGUCAGCUGGCUAAACCCUCAGCUGAGAUAUUUAACAGCCACUGGUAGAAUACGGGCUCUCUCCAACGGCUCACUAGAGGUUCGUUAUGCUCAGCCUCAAGAUAGCGGUACUUAUCUCUGUGUGGCAUCGAAUGCGGCAGGAAAUGACAGCCUGCCUGUCAGCCUUCAUGUCCGAGCCUUUCCAUCAGCUUCUAAAAAUCGCUUUCGCUUCAAAAGUUGGUCUACGUUACCAUCUGCCUCUCCGGGUGCGAAUGGAAAUCAGAAACUCCCAUUUGAUUUCAAGACCCUACUAAUUGCUGCAACCAUAGGGUUUCUCUCAUUUUUUAGCUCUGUGUGCGUAUGUUUCAUUUUCAUGUUCUUCUGGAGCAAGAGCAAAGGGCAAAUAAAGCACACUGCAACGAUAGCGUAUGUGCCGCGAAGCGCCAUGAUGAAUAAUAAUAGAGGGACAAGCAACUACAUGGAGACAAGCAGGUUCACUAUGAAACUAAUAUGAAUCAUUUUCAUUUGCCGAGCGUGAUUUCAGUUUGUAGUCUGAAUUUCAAAGCAUGCAAGCACCUUUCCAGCAGAAAUGGACUUUCCAUUCAUUGAAAUGCAAGUAAGCAUGUUACAUUUUGGACAUUAAUAAGGUUUUAGAUUUAAUUUUUUUUUUAAUGUCUAAUGCCACUGAUCAAGUCUGCUUUUCAUGCCUGUCUUUUGAGAGACAGAAGCUGCGCUAUAUAAGAGAUGUUAAUUAACUGCUUAACGCGUACAUUGCCCAUGUUGAUGUGAAAACAGUUUAAGACCUCAGUGCAGAGUGUGUAUAAGAAACAGACUCGCCUGAGGGACUAAUCUUAUGGUUUGUUUAAAUGUUUGUUUAGUUCUUUUGAUUUCUAUAGAAGAAAUGAAUAAAUAAUGCAUACGAAUAUGAAUAAAAGUAGCAUCAAUUAAAACGAUUGUGCUUUCAAAAA